AUGCCUUCGAGUUCGCCAAACGCAACGGCGUGUCAUUUGUAUGUGUGUUUCAGGGCUAACAUCAUGAAACUGGCCGACGGAUUGUUUCUCAAGAUAUGUACGGAUAUGGCGAAGGAAUACCCGGAGAUUAAGUACAAUAACAUGAUUAUCGAUAACUGUUCGAUGCAGUUGGUCUCAAACCCGAACCAAUUUGACGUACUAUUGCUGCCCAACCUCUACGGCAAUAUACUUACAAACAUAAUGUGUGGACUGGUAGGCGGGCCGGGCGUCACUUCCGGUGGUAAUUACGGCGAUAAUUAUGCUGUAUUUGAAACGGGAACCCGAAAUACGGGUAAAUCAGUUGCGGGCAAAAACAUAGCCAAUCCGUUGGCGAUGUUUAACGCGAGCGCCGACCUACUGGAGUACCUCGGCUUGGACUCGUACGCCGUCAUCCUAAGGGAGUCGAUAUAUAAGUGCAUAAAUGAGGCUAAAAUCCAUACGCCAGACCUCGGGGGUCAGGCGUCGACCAGCGAUAUCGUCGACUAUCUCAAGAAUGAAGUGAGGAAUAGGACGCGGUUAGUCAGUCACUAAGACAUACCGGUGCUCUCGUGCGGUCACAGAUCUGAGCGUUUAAUUAGUAUUGAAUUUCAUUGCAAUUUUAGGCACAAGUUAUUUGACAUUUAAUUUAUUUAUUGUUUUAAAUGAAUUUAUUGAUCGGUUAACCAAAUGAAAG
Molecule: messenger RNA, 712 nt
Organism: Oppiella nova
Lineage: Eukaryota; Metazoa; Arthropoda; Arachnida; Sarcoptiformes; Oppiidae
Source: the annotation of a GenBank genome assembly